UAGCAGAUUGCCUUGUGAAAGACUACAAGUACCGGAAAUCCUUAAAUUCUUUGCAGUGUACGGUUUCGGUAAGACUUAAGUCUCAAACUUCCCAAUGAAACAUUCUUUAGUUGGAGUAUACCGGCACUCUAUGAAUAUGGAAUUCUGAUUAAGUAUCCCCAUCAGACACAUGCGGGCUGCCUGGAUUAAGGCCGGCGUUUUGGGCUCGGUGGGAAUCAGCUCAGCGCUUUUAUCACAUAAAUGUAGCGAGCCGGGGCGAAGAAGCACUUCACAGGAAAACAGAUCUCGGUACGAGCUCAAACUGGUCCAAGUGCUGUUUCGACACGGUGCUCGGACCCCGCUCAAAUCCAUACCUGACGUGUUGGAGGCACAAUGGACGCCAAGCCUUCUGAAAGCUCCGGUCCACACUCAGAUGGAUUAUGUGGUGACCGACCUGAAUGGAGGUCCGCGUCCACCAGCUCCUGUGGAGGAGAGCUACAGAGCCCGCAUGUUAAGUGGUGGUACAUAUCCAGGUCAGCUGACCACUGUAGGCAUGCAGCAGUUAUACGAUCUUGGCAUGAGGCUGAGGAAGAUGUAUAUUCAAGACCUUCCCUUUCUGUCGCCUAGCUUCCGCCCCACUGAGGUCUUUGUCCGUUCCACCAACAUCGUACGGACAAUCGAAUCUGCCAAAUGUCUGGUGGCUGGUCUGUUUCAGCAGAAACAGGAAGCAACAGUGCCUAUCCUCACCACAACAGCUGAAAGUGAAAUAUUCUACCCGAACUUCCAUGGUUGCAAACUGCUCAGUAUCCUUGGCGGUCCUCGCUGGGCAGAGUCAUCCAACCUCCCAGAUAUUGCCGCUGACCUGAAGGACAUUCAGAGUGCCCUAGGCAUAGCCCCCCACCAACCUGUGGACUUCAUCCAGAUCCGGGAUGACAUGGUGGCCAGAGAGACACAUGGCCUGCCCAGUCCACCCGUGCUGGCCAAGUGGAGAGAGACCGUGGAACAAAGAGCAGUGGAAAUGAUGAGUUACAUCUACCAGCCGAGCAAGGCAGAAGGCCUUCAGCUCUGCGUUGGACCACUUCUUCAUAUCCUGAUUAACAACAUCGAUGACAAAAUUAAAGACACAGCAUCUCAAAAUUCAAGGAAGCUGUUCCUCUACUCGGUGCACGACACAACGCUGAUUCCCUGUCUGAUGGUGCUGGGGAUUUUUGACAUGAAAUGGCCACCGUAUGCUGCAGAUAUCACCUUAGAGCUCCACCAGGAUCGCAUUACCAAGGAGGCCUUUGUCAAAGUGUCGUACCUUGGCAAGGAUCAGCUGAUUCCAGGCUGCAGUGACAUCUAUUGUCCCCUGAAAGAGUUCAAGGAAGCAUUGUCUACCUACACCUUGACCUUUGACCGCUACAGUUCGCUGUGCAAACAAACGGAGAAGUUGACAGUAUCAUGACAACCAGAUCUCCUGUCCUGCUGGCUAUCCUGAUCAUGAAAACAGAAAUCAUGUAUAUACCUGCCUGAGUAGAUUUAUGUUUGAUAUCAAGAUGGAAGACGGGAUUUAUUUAUGGACUUCAAAAUCCACCCCUAUCCCAUUUCUGUUCUUGCAGUGUACUUGCUCAGUGCUGCAAAUAAAACAAUUUAUACUCUGUA
This is a messenger RNA of Brienomyrus brachyistius, 1620 nucleotides long. Its product is annotated as lysophosphatidic acid phosphatase type 6-like. The record is from RefSeq and is a predicted model, not a curated record. Lineage: Eukaryota; Metazoa; Chordata; Actinopteri; Osteoglossiformes; Mormyridae. Gene Ontology annotation, molecular function: phosphatase activity. Gene Ontology annotation, biological process: dephosphorylation. The transcript is spliced from 11 exons. The coding region runs from base 170 to 1423 and encodes 417 amino acids.